Messenger RNA from Daldinia loculata, 604 nucleotides. RefSeq lists its product as uncharacterized. Bases 166 to 405 code for a protein of 79 amino acids. The transcript has a single exon. NCBI's taxonomy places the organism in Eukaryota, Fungi, Ascomycota, Sordariomycetes, Xylariales, Hypoxylaceae. Gene Ontology annotation, biological process: mycotoxin biosynthetic process. The record is from RefSeq and is a predicted model, not a curated record.
GUCCGAUUUAAUACAUGUACCCGUGCUCGAGAUAUCAAGUAACCUCCGAGAUUAACCAUCAACUUCGUCCUGGUCCCAGUCAACUCCACAUUGUGAGUUGUAGUAAAAGAUUGGAAUACUAAUUUACGAGCAGCUCAUUGCGUCGACACGAUCAGACGUAGCCUGAUGUGCAAAGCUGAUCUAGCAAUAUAUACCGCUUACUGGAUUGGAGACCAGAACGCUCUUCCCAGCAAAGAACUUCGGUCAAAUUCGGAUACCGUAUGCGUAAAUUGGGAAGCCGUUGAGGUAUGGUCGAGGGCGAGGAGUUUGCCAGCGGGUUACAAGGUCAGGCCCGGUCCGUUCGAGAAAGACCAACAUGCAUCUCAGGGUACCUCAGGUGAUAAUCAACAUACCCGUGGGACGUAAGGGAAAUCCAUGACUACCUAAGGUACCUAACCUACCUACCUAUGUACCUACCUAAGUACGUACCUCGGUAGCAUUCAAUGUACCUAAGAGUUACAUCUUUUAUGUGCAACCAUCCCAAGACUUCCAAUCACUUAGGCAAUCAACGUCUCCCUUUACAGCUAUUUCUUCUCAUACGCCCCCGCCAUCUUUACGAUUCACU